AACGGAAUUCAUAAAAAUUACGACGUCUUUCGCUUGCUGCAGGGAGUGAAGCCAAAAAUAAUUUUUAUUGUAAAAAUAACCUUCUCAAAGGUUUUGUGAUAAUUUAAAACAUGUCUUUAAUUAGCAGAAAUGUUUUCCGAGCCCUAUUUCAGGGAUCGCAACAUGUCGGCAAAGGCGUCCACACAAGCGCGGUAAACGCGGACAAAAACGUAUGUUUAGCACCACAUUCUAUCAGCACCCUGCAAUCGCAAGUGACGAAGGAAGGCCGCAUCAAGUGCACCCUCAUCCCCGGCGAUGGCGUUGGCCCUGAGCUGGUAUAUUCCGUACAGGAGGUUUUCAAGGCGGCGAGCAUUCCCGUGGACUUCGAGUCGUUCUUCUUCUCCGAGGUGAACCCCACGCUCAGUGCUCCCCUUGAAGAUGUCGUCAACUCCAUCUCCAAGAACAAGAUCUGUAUCAAGGGUAUCCUCGCGACGCCCGACUUCUCCCACACCGGCGAGCUGCAGACCCUCAACAUGAAGCUUCGCAACGCUCUGGACCUGUUCGCCAACGUCGUGCACGUCAAGUCGCUGCCCAACGUCAAGUGCCGCCACAGCAACGUGGACUGCAUCAUCAUCCGGGAACAGACCGAGGGCGAAUAUUCAGCGUUGGAGCACGAGUCAGUUCCCGGUGUGGUGGAAUGCUUGAAAAUCAUCACCGCCAAGAAGUCCGAGCGCAUCGCCAAGUUCGCGUUCGACUACGCGGUCAAGAUGGGCCGCAAGAAGGUCACCGCCGUGCACAAGGCAAACAUCAUGAAGCUGGGCGACGGGCUCUUCCUGCGAUGCUGCGAGGACAUGGCCAAACUGUACCCGCGCAUCCAAUUCGAGAAGAUGAUCGUGGACAACUGCACGAUGCAGAUGGUGUCGAACCCCAACCAGUUCGACGUGAUGGUGACGCCCAACCUGUACGGGAACAUCGUGGACAACCUGGCCAGCGGGCUGGUGGGCGGCGCGGGCGUCGUGGCUGGGGCUUCCUACAGUGCCGAGUGCGCCGUGUUCGAACAGGGCGCGCGCCACAUCUUCUCUGGCGCGGUGGGCAAAAACAUCGCCAACCCCACCGCCAUGCUGCUGUGCUCCGCCAACAUGCUGGCGCACGUCAACCUGCACUCCUACUCCAAGAUGAUGAAGAACGCCAUCAACAAGGUUCUCAUGGACGGCAAAGUGAGGACAAAAGAUCUGGGCGGCCAGAACACCACCAAGGACUUCACAAACGCCGUCAUCCACAGCCUCGACCACUAAACACAGAACUGACACUAGUGUUGCGUGCGUAUAAUUACCGAUAUCGAUAUCCUUGAAAAAGUAGACGUUAUAUCGAGUCAACAGUACAAAAUAAUUCAAAUGUAAUGUCGAUAUUUAUGUUGAAGACAGCAUUUGCCUUUAGCCAAUGUAGAACGUAAGUUUCGAUUAGAUAAUACUCAUGCUAUCUUCCAUGUACAAUAUCGAUAAUUCUAACAAGUGACAAUACUUAACUACUUUUAAAACUUAA
Molecule: messenger RNA, 1521 nt
Organism: Ostrinia furnacalis (Asian corn borer)
Lineage: Eukaryota; Metazoa; Arthropoda; Insecta; Lepidoptera; Crambidae
Gene: Idh3b
Product: isocitrate dehydrogenase [NAD] subunit beta, mitochondrial
Exons: 9
Coding region: 111-1274 (387 amino acids)
Biological process (GO): tricarboxylic acid cycle; isocitrate metabolic process
Cellular component (GO): mitochondrion
Molecular function (GO): magnesium ion binding; NAD binding; oxidoreductase activity, acting on the CH-OH group of donors, NAD or NADP as acceptor
Source: RefSeq, a predicted model, not a curated record